Molecule: messenger RNA, 3335 nt
Organism: Durio zibethinus
Lineage: Eukaryota; Viridiplantae; Streptophyta; Magnoliopsida; Malvales; Malvaceae
Product: kinesin-like protein KIN-UB
Biological process (GO): mitotic spindle assembly; spindle elongation; microtubule-based movement
Cellular component (GO): mitotic spindle; spindle microtubule
Molecular function (GO): microtubule binding; plus-end-directed microtubule motor activity; ATP binding
Source: RefSeq, a predicted model, not a curated record
AAGACAAGGAUAUUUUGGUAAUUUCAGAAAGUCCAUUUAAUUGAAUCUGCGACUGUCUUUGUCUCUUUCCCAACUCUCUCCCAACAGAGUGGGUCCGUCCGUCAUCAUCACUUUGUUUUGAACUUCGAAUUCACCGAACCCAAAUCCACGCCAAAAAAUUAGUCACUGUAAACCAUUGAACUCCAAAACAAGCCAAAACUCCAGAAGUGAAAAAAAAAAAGACAGGAAAGUGAUGGCUUCCAAUGGUAACCGAAAUGGUAAUGGUACGAUCAAGGGAACAAUUAAGCCUCUGGCUUCAUCGAAUAUCAAAUCAUCUUCAUGCAAAUCAAGAUUUCCUCCUUCGUCGAAUCACUCUCAAGGAUCUGCUCUUCGCCGAACUAGUUCCGCCUCUUCCGCCACCGCCGCUGGAGGUGACGGAGUGCCCGGAAGAGUUCGAGUAGCCGUUAGAUUAAGGCCGCGAAAUGCAGAAGAGUUGAUCGCCGAUGCAGAUUUUGCUGAUUGUGUUGAACUACAGUCUGAGCUUAAGAGGCUUAAACUUAGGAAGAACAAUUGGGAUUCAGAAACAUACGAGUUUGAUGAGGUGCUUACCGAAUUCGCUUCGCAAAAGCGUGUCUAUGAAGUUGUUGCUAAGCCUGUUGUAGAGAGUGUUCUAGAUGGUUAUAAUGGAACUGUUAUGGCAUAUGGCCAGACUGGAACUGGAAAAACAUUUACUCUUGGACGAUUGGGUGAGGAAGAUACAUCUGCUCGUGGAAUAAUGGUCCGCUCAAUGGAGGAGAUUUUAGUAAAUGUGUCUCCGGAAACAGAUUCUGUUUCUGUUUCUUAUUUGCAGCUUUACAUGGAGACCAUCCAGGAUCUCCUUGAUCCGACAAACGAUAAUAUUUCCAUUGUGGAAGAUCCCAAAACUGGAGAUGUCUCAUUACCAGGGGCAAGUCAUGUAGAAAUUAGGGAUGAACAGAGUUUUUUGGAGCUAUUGAAGUUAGGGGAAGCUCAUCGAAUUGCUGCAAAUACAAAGUUGAAUACUGAAUCUUCUCGCAGUCAUGCUAUUUUGAUGGUACAUGUUAAGAGAUCAGUUUUGGGAGCAGAAGAUGCCAUUCCAAGUGAAACAGACAAGUCUUCUCACUUUGUCAAACCUCCAAAGACUCUUGUCCGGAAAAGCAAGCUGGUUUUGGUAGACUUGGCUGGUUCAGAGCGUGUUCAUAAAUCAGGAAGUGAGGGACACAUGUUGGAGGAAGCCAAGUCUAUUAACCUUUCACUGAGUGCUUUGGGAAAGUGCAUUAAUGCUUUAGCAGAGAAUAGUGCUCAUGUGCCAGUUCGUGAUUCAAAACUUACGAGGCUGCUUAGAGAUUCAUUUGGAGGCACUGCUAGAACCUCAUUAAUUGUGACCAUUGGCCCCUCCCCACGACAUCGAGGAGAGACUGCGAGUACAAUAUUGUUUGGUCAAAGGGCUAUGAAGGUGGAGAAUAUGUUGAGAAUAAAGGAAGAGUUUGAUUAUAAAAGCUUGGCUAGAAGGCUUGAAAUACAGCUGGACAAGCUCAUUGCUGAAAAUGAAAGGCAACAGAAGGCUUUUGAUGAUGAAGUUGAAAGAAUAAACUUAGAAGCACAAAACCGUGUCUCUGAGGUUGAGAGAAAUUUCACAGAUGCCUUAGAGAAGGAGCGACUAAAGUGCCAGAUGGAAUAUAUGGGAUCAGUUAAGAAGCUGGAGGAAAAGAUGAUAGAAAAUCAACGAAAGCAUGGUUGUGAUGGUUUCGAGAAGGAUAAAUGUAAUGGAGAGAGGCCUGGUUUUUCCAUUGCUGAGGACGUGGCUGAUGUCAAAAAGCUGCUAGAGAAAGAAAUUCAUAUGAGAAAGGAAGCUGAAGAGGAGGUCAUCAAAUUCAAGAGUCAACUCGGGCAGUGCACGGAUUCAGGGGCAGGUGAAGUUGCUGAAAUCUUAAAGCUCCAAAAAGCUCUAGAGGAUGAGGUUCAUCAAAAAAAGAAGCUUGAAGAAGAAAUAAUCAUACUUAGAAGUCAGAUGUUACAACUAACUUUUGAAGCUGACCAGAUGAGAAGGUGUCUUGGAAGAGGUGGAUCAGGAAAUGCUUAUAAUGGUUUAGAUUCUCCAAUGCCUCAAGUAAGGGACUCUUUAAAUGGACAUAAGACACCAGUUUCUGCACUAUUUGAACAAGUUGGACUGCAAAAGAUCUUGGCUUUGCUCGAGUCAGAAGAUGCCAAUGUACGCAUUCAUGCUGUAAAAGUAGUGGCCAACCUAGCUGCUGAAGAAGCAAACCAGGAAAGGAUUGUUGAAGCUGGUGGUCUUACAUCCUUGCUGAUGCUUCUGAGAAGCAAUGAGGAUGAAACUGUUCGCAGAGUAGCAGCUGGUGCAAUUGCGAAUCUUGCAAUGAAUGAAGCCAAUCAAGAACUCAUAAUGGUUCAAGGGGGAGUCAGUUUAUUGUCUAUUACAGCAUCUGAUGCUGAGGAUCCUCAGACUCUACGCAUGGUUGCUGGAGCUAUAGCUAACCUGUGUGGGAAUGAUAAGCUACAAGCAACGCUGAGGUCUGAAGGUGGAAUUAAGGCCUUGCUGGGGAUGGUGAGAUGUGGACAUCCAGAUGUUCUUUCCCAAGUUGCACGUGGAAUUGCCAACUUUGCAAAAUGUGAAUCCCGUGCAUCAACUAAUGGUGUAAAAAGUGGGAGAUCACUUCUUAUUGAUGAUGGUGCACUUCCAUGGAUUGUACAAAAUGCUAACAAUGAUGCUGCACCUAUUAGGCGACACCUUGAGCUUGCACUGUGUCAUUUGGCGCAGCAUGAAGUAAAUGCAAAGGACAUGAUAAGUGGAGGUGCCCUCUGGGAGCUGGUCCGCAUAUCACGGGAUUGUUCUCGAGAAGACAUCAGAAAUCUUGCUUGUCGAACUUUGAGUUCAAGCCCCGUGUUCCGAGCUGAAAUGCGGCGGCUAAGGAUAGAGUUGUGAUUGAGGUGAACUCAUGCUUCUUGUAACCUUUUCUACUAGUGAUCGAUUUAGGGGAACAACAAAUCUCGCCACUGUAUAGGCUAAGGUCGAGAUUAUUUAAUCCCCUCAACGCUGAAAAAGCAUCUAUAGGGGGCACUUGCUUCCCCACAAAUUUCAUGUAAAGGAAAUGUGCCGGGUUUGUAAUCUAUGUUUUCUAGGUUCUUCAUUAAGCUUAGCAUAUAUAUGUUUCUGUAGGUGAAGGCGGAAAAACGAAAGAGGUUGAGAUGAAGACAAAUUUUGUCGGCGAUGGAGUCAAAUUUACCAUUUUCUUGUAUUUUUUACUGAUCUAAUCUAUAAGUGGGACUCAUUAUGUAUUCUCUGAAGUUCCACUACUUGUAUAAACUGAUUUAUAUUU